Molecule: messenger RNA, 2796 nt
Organism: Gilbertella persicaria
Lineage: Eukaryota; Fungi; Mucoromycota; Mucoromycetes; Mucorales; Choanephoraceae
Exons: 3
Coding region: 1-2796 (931 amino acids)
Biological process (GO): nuclear-transcribed mRNA catabolic process, nonsense-mediated decay
Cellular component (GO): telomerase holoenzyme complex
Molecular function (GO): protein binding; telomeric repeat DNA binding; telomerase RNA binding
Source: RefSeq, a predicted model, not a curated record
AUGCAAACGAGUGUACCAUCAGAGUUAAAUAAACCUCCUAACAAUCGUCGUCGUAAAAGACGUCCAAGAAACAGACGAAAGAAAAACAAAAAAGUAGAAACCCAGGCUGAAAACGCGCCAAAAGACCUGAAUCUCGGUGACUUGAUAGCUGAAGCACACGCUUUAGAGAAGCAGCUAACUGAACUACAAACACAACUUCGAAUAAACUAUUCUAAUCUUCCAGGAAAAGAGCAAGGUCGUAUUGCAAACGCGAUUGCAACAGAACAAAUAACAGCGACCGAAGACGAAAUCAACUAUGUUCGCAGUAGUCUUAAGACAACCUACCGACAAUUGUUUGAUACUGACCUUGUAUAUGCUGCAGCACAUCAUAUUGAAGAUAAAAUUUGGCGAUAUAUCUUUUAUGCCAGUAUUGAAGACAUUCGAAGCAGGUUACGCAAAACCGAGAAAGAAAGUGACACAAAGCAACUACAAAAGACAUUGUCUCAACGUAUAGAUGAUGCAUUCAAAUUUUACCGAGAAUUAAACCAGACUAUUAAAGCAACAUACCGUAUCGAAGAUACGAAAGUGUUUGGAAUUGAUUUGUUUCGACAAGCGUCCAAUGUAGAUGAAAAAAUAGGCGUUUUACUUCAAUCCAACUACAACUGUAUGGGUGAUUUGGCACGCUACCAUGCUCAGCAAGCCAAGGGUACCAAGAAGGUUAUGAUGGAGUUUUGGUCAAUGGCAAAGACAUGUUAUCAAAAGGCCGUUGAUGUAUAUCGAAAGAAUGGCAAGCCUUAUUCUCAAUUGGCUUUGGUAUCUAUGUCUAAUGGUAAUGCAAUGGAUGUUGUAUGGUAUUAUUGCAUGAGCCUGGCAGUGAAGCAACCUUCCAGUAUAGGCAGAGACAAUCUUAAGUCGUUUUAUUCCAAAGUUCGAUUUAAUCUCUCUAAACCCCAACAAGAUACAAUGACAGGCAUGAUUUCGAAAUUUGCAGAAUCUUUUCUCCAUAUGCAUCGCACAGUCAUGUUUAACCACAAAGAUCCUGGAGAGUUUAAUGCUAUGCUGUCUAUAGCUUCUCAGUUAGGUGCUGCUUUAUCUACAUUGAUUCUUUCUGUAAGAGACGAAGAAGAAGAAAAGACGCUGCCAAAGUCAACUCAUUCUUCAUUGCAUAUCGUCCGUACUACUUUAACACGCACUAUUACCAUUUUGAUGAUAUCUGUCUGGAUUGCAGGUGAAAGAUUAAAAGACAAGGCUAAUUAUGCUGCUCGGCCUGUUAUUUUAUUGUCACAGAUUCACAUGUAUACCUUUGCUUUCAAGCUAUUGACUAGCGCGUAUCGAUCUUCACGUCAGGCAUUUGAAGAAGUGAAAGACAGUCUGGGCGCUGAUAAAUACGCCAAGUUAGAGACCAUGGUAGAUGAUGCAUUGUUGCCUGGCUUAAGUAUUUGGUGUACUUUUAUCAGCACGAAUCUCACAGCUGUUGCUCAAUACUCAAUGACAGCAACGAAUGAUACAAGAAACAGAGAACCUGAAAAAAAGACGUUGGUCAAGUCUAUUCAAUCGUUACUUUCUCUUUUGAUUAGUCAUCCUUCCUUUCCUGAUCCUGUGCUUCAUGUAUUACCACCUACAUAUCCCGUAUCUGAAGACUUGCUUUUACUUGGUCUUAUUCCUUUACAUAGUUUCCAUUCCCAAGUUGAUUUCUUCAAAGAAGUCAUGUAUGAAGUUAUGGACGAAACAAGCCCUGAUGCUCGAAAGCAAGUACGUUGGGGCCGUAUUCGUGGUAUGAUCAAGAAACUUGCUGAUUCAAGCUCGUUUGAUUUUAUCCAUUAUAACACAGCAGAGCAAAAAUACAGUAUUAUUGAUGAAAAUGCAAAGCGACAACAACAAAGUCGGUUUAUGAAGGCAUUAGCUACUCAACGUCUGAUGGAACAAGUCUCUUCAUUAGAGAAGAAUGUGAGCCGCAUGACAAUCAAGCCUACAGUACCAAAUCAAAAGCGCGACGUGUAUACGUGUGUGGUGGACAUUACGGCCUUUUUGGAUGGACUUGUCAAGGUUAAGAAAUGGGCCAGUCAGACAUUGAAUGUAGACAAACGAUCCCAAGCAAGUAUUUUGGAAGUGAUUGUGCCUUUGGAAGUCAUCGACGCGCUUGAUGAUCACAAAAAGGGCACUUCGCACAUGAAUAUGCAAGCAAGAGAAUCCAUUCGUUUCUUAGAUCAAAAGUUGUUGAAUAAGACGACUGAAUCCACGCCCACAGCAUCUUAUCUUCGUACUCAAAAAGUAAAUGAGAAGUUAGCUGAUUGGGAAGAUGCAAAAGAUUUUUGGAUUGGCGAAGAAAGUCGGUCAAAUGUGAUGGAAAACUUGUUAUCUGAAGGGGAGAAUACUGAGGAUGAUACAAGUGAUGCAGAAUCAAAGAGUUCUAAUGAAGAUUUACUUGCAAGGAUGAGAAGAAAAGGGGAUUCUGAAUCCGAGGAAGAAGCAAGCUCUGAAGAAGAAGAGGAAGAGGAAGAAGUAUAUGACUAUCAGGAAGAUUUUGCUGAAGAAGACGAAGAGGAGGAUAUCCCAUAUACUCUAGAAGAUGUUCCCAAAUCGUACAGACCAAUUUUGAGUUGUGUAUUAUAUUAUUACAGCAAGCAAUCAAGCAAUGAUACAGCAGAAAAACUCGUCCUUGUCACCAAUGACGAAGACUUAGCUUGGUGGGCCGAACUCUUUGGCAACCCCAAAACAGGCAAGCGCUUACUGAUCAAGACAGUGAAUGAAUGGGAUCAGAUGGUCAGUAAAAUUGAUUUUGAAAAAGAAUACGAAUAUUCUUGGAAACAGCGUUAA